AUGGAGUUGCUGAAGUACUUAAUUUGUGUCCUUUUGGCCACCCAGUGGACUACAGCUUACCCAACGUUUUCGAACUUACCUCAGAUAAACCUUGACAAACUCAUGGGGAAUAUUGUUGACGUUGUCAAUGCAGGAAUAAACUUGCACUUGCAAACUCAGCAUAAAAGUGAAAGUGGAAAAGAUGGCGAUAGACUUUACGGUGGAGAUUCCUAUAGCAAGGGACAAUCUGGUGGUGGCCCACCAAUUAUUGGAGUCUCUAAAUAUGAUAUCAUAGAUCUAAAGUCCACAAAGCCGAAUUAGGGUAACUCCUUCACGCAUAUUAAAACAAGUAACUGGCAUAAGAACCCCAUGUGAAAUGUAAAACAGGUUCUGUAACUACCAUAAAUGAAAUUUGUUAAAUUCUGAACAUUUCAUUAAGUGCCAUAUGCUUUCAUA
This is a messenger RNA of Drosophila santomea, 435 nucleotides long. RefSeq lists its product as uncharacterized. The coding region runs from base 1 to 300 and encodes 99 amino acids. The transcript has 2 exons. NCBI's taxonomy places the organism in Eukaryota, Metazoa, Arthropoda, Insecta, Diptera, Drosophilidae. The record is from RefSeq and is a predicted model, not a curated record.